AGUUUGUUACCCAAGAUGACAAAUAUUGACAUGGAUGCAGUUGAUGCUGAAAAUCAUUUGGAACUGGAGGGAAAAACACAGCUUAUUAAUCAAGUGUUGGAACCCCAACAUACACUUCAAGAUCUCCCUGUCAGAGGAGAUGCAGUUACGGAAGAAAAUCUCAAGCUAAAAUCAGAAAACCAAGUUCUUAGACAAUACACAGAAAAUUUCAUGUCAGCUUCUAGUGUUUUUCAAACAACUGACACAAAAAGCAAAAGAAAAUACAGAAUUGAAGCCCUUCUGUUUUACGGAAUUGCUGCUGACCUUUCUUUAUAUGUUGGACAGAUUUCAAAAGUGAUAGUACCUUUGUUUGUGGUUUCAUUGAAUAUUUAUGAAGCUAAUGUCAGAUGUAGGCAACAUUCAUAGCAUAACAGGAGACUUCCAUAAGUUUGUGUAUUAUGUUAGUCUAUGAGAAUGUGCAAAUGUAUUGGAAACUUAAUUUAGAAU
This is a messenger RNA of Gorilla gorilla gorilla (western lowland gorilla), 486 nucleotides long. Its product is annotated as short coiled-coil protein B-like. Lineage: Eukaryota; Metazoa; Chordata; Mammalia; Primates; Hominidae. Gene Ontology annotation, cellular component: trans-Golgi network. The transcript has a single exon. Bases 16 to 405 code for a protein of 129 amino acids. The record is from RefSeq and is a predicted model, not a curated record.